Molecule: messenger RNA, 2643 nt
Organism: Macadamia integrifolia
Lineage: Eukaryota; Viridiplantae; Streptophyta; Magnoliopsida; Proteales; Proteaceae
Exons: 2
Coding region: 1-2643 (880 amino acids)
Molecular function (GO): zinc ion binding; nucleic acid binding
Source: RefSeq, a predicted model, not a curated record
AUGGUGUAUGGCAUCUACAAUGAACUCAUCACACAUGUGCCUGUGGGUCAUAAUGUAGUUUUCCAAGCGAAGUGUAUACUACCAAACAAUGAGAUAAAGGAGGUAACAGAUGAUCCAUCAGUGUAUGAGUUGUUUGGCUUGCAUAGUUGUGAUAUGAUAAAUAUAUAUGUGGAAGACAUUGUUCACAGCAAGUCUGCAACCGAUGAAUUUACAGUUAACCGGUUCCCUAGAAGUCUGGUUAAUGAUAGAGAUGGUGAACUUGAUGAUGAACCUAGUGGACAAUGUCAACAGGCUCUACAACCAUAUGGUGAUGGUCCUAGUCAGAGCAAGGGAAAAAUUGUUGUAUGUAGGGCUACUACUGAUGCUAAUAGUAGUGGAAGUGGAAGUGCUACUGCUUGUGCUAUAGCCACUGCUAGGGGAGGUAAAGAUACCAAGACCAUUGCAAGGUGUGUGAGAAUUGCUACUUCUAGUGGAAGAGCUAGUAGCAGAAGUGAAGCUACUGGUAAGAGACUGAGAGUGUCUAAUGAGGUUGUCAGGGCUAUUAGCAACAGCAAUGCGUGUUCGGAUGACUCUAUGGUUGGAUCUGAUGAAGAGUGGAAAAUUGGCAGCGAAGACAAGUGGGAUGAUGAAAGUGAAAAAGAAGAUGGUCAGAAUGACAGUGAAUCUACAGAGGAUGAUGGGUAUGGAAAAAAUGAUGAGGAUCCAAUUGAUGAUGACCUAUCUGGAUAUGAAUCUGAAGAGUAUUAUGGCAAAUUUGGUGAACAGAACUAUGUGGGUGAAGGUGGCAAGGUGAAGAUUGCUGAAGGUAAUGUAUAUGGAAAUGUGCACCAUUUCAGGGAAGCUUUGAGAGAGUAUAUACUACAAGAGGGGUUUGAUAUUAUCAGGCUGAAAAAUGAACAAACUAGAGUUACAGUUAUAUGCAGAGCACCAAAUUGUUCAUGGAGAUUACAUGCUUCACCAAUAUCAGAUGGUAUCACCUACAUGGUAAAGACAUAUAACCCAGUUCAUACAUGUAUUAAGGCAACCAAGAACAAGUCUGCUACAUCUAGAUGGAUAGCAAUGAAACUUCUUCAACAGCUGAAGGUUCAACCAGAAAUGAAAAUAGAGACCAUGGCUGAUCACAUGCAGAAAACAUACGGUCUUCAGUUCCACUAUACCAAGCUGUAUAGGGCACGCAGGAUUGCCCUAGAGAUUAAUGAAGGAAGCCAUUCCACAUCAUAUGCAAAAUUACCUGCUUAUGCUAGGUUGGUACUUCAGAAGGAUGUUGGGAGUAUUUUUAAGCUCCAGUUUGAGAACAGGAACCGUAUGUCAGAUAAUCCGAUUUUUAAAAGAUUGUUUGUCUGUUUUGAUGCUUGCAAGAAGGGUUUCUUAAGAGGAUGUAGACCGUUCAUUGGUCUUGAUGGCUGCCACCUCAAGGGCCGGUAUGGAGGGGUACUGUUGAGUGCAAUAUCUGUUGAUGGGAACAAUGGUAUUUUUCCUAUUGCAUAUGGUGUAGUUGAAGUUGAGUGUAAGGAUAGCUGGACGUGGUUUCUGGAUAAUUUACGAGAUGCUCUACUCGAUGACAGUGAUGAUAUGUCACUCACAUUCAUGUCAGACAGACAGAAGGGGCUGUCAGUUGUGAUUUCCACAAUCUUCCCUUAUGCUCACCAAAGAAUUUGCAGUAGGCAUCUAUAUCAAAACCUGAAGGCAAAGCACCCUGGUAUGCUAUUGAGACUACAUUUUUGGGCUGCCUCACAAGCUUCAACUGAACUUCAGUUUCAAAAGGAAAUGAAUAGCAUCAAGGAGAUUAAGGAAAAUGCAUACUUGUAUUUGAAUGAAACCACCUCGAGGAUGUGGUCAAGGCAUGCCUUUGAUGUAGGAGCAAGAAGUGACCAUAUAACGAACAAUAUGACUGAGUCAUUUAAUCACUGGAUUGGAGACUUAAGGAGCAAACCCAUUCUCACAUUGGUUGAUCACCUAAGGGUGAAAAUAAUGGGUAGGCUACAUAGAAGGUAUGAGAAGGCAACCAUGUGGGAGGGUAAAGUAACACCAAGGGUUAUGGUGAAGUUGAACAAGGUUCAGCAAGAAGCAAGGCAUUGCAGGUGUCAACCGGCAGGUGAAGGUCAAUUUGAGGUCUUAGAUAGAUUUGGAAACAGAUUUGUGGUUAAUUUGAACCAUUACAGAUGUGAUUGUAGAGUUUGGGAAAGCACUGGUAUACCUUGUCUCCAUGCUGCAGCUUCUAUAUCAUACAUAAGGGGAGAGUUGGUCAACUAUUGUGAUCCAUUUUUCAGUAUUGGAAAAUACUUGGAUACAUACAAAGAGAUGAUCCAUCCACUUCCAGAUUUGGCAGUGUUGAAGGAUGAUGCUCCUAAUGAGAGAGUACUACCACCAAAUCUGAAGAGGUUACCAGGUAGACCUCACAAAAUCAGGAAAAGAGAAGCAGGAGAAGCACUUCCUUCAGAUUUCAGGAAGAGAUCAUCAUCAAUUAGGUGUGACAUCUGCAAGAAGGAAGGACACAAUAGGAGGACAUGCCCGAGGGCUGGAGAUGCUAAGCAGGAUGGAUGUACUAGUAAAAAGAAGAAUAUAAAGGUAAAUGCAACUCACUUUAUUUAUUUAGUUGAAACUUGUUUAAUAAAUAUCUCAUGCUUAUUUGUUGUUGUGUAG